CAGGGGCAACUGGGAGAGACGCUUUACGCUCACACCAGAGGCUACGCGACAACACUGGAAGUAACUGUCGAUGUCUGAAGCCCUUUUCAGUCUCUACAGAUAAGUUGGCGUCACUUUAGAAGAAAGUGAGCUGAGAGAAGUACACGGAAGAUAUGGCGGUCUAUUUUGAUCACCGCAUUGAGGCCCCUGACAGCAGUGAUGUACCCUUUCAGUUGACCUGGCACUCAAGUCUUCCUAUAUUGGCUGUGGCCUCAAGCAGUCCUGCCACCGGUGGAAAAGUAGACCUGUAUCUGCAGCAGGGGGAGCAUGUGGAGAGCUGCCAUGUAGUUCGUCCUCACCAGCCCACAGGGCUGCGCUGGCAUCCCACAAAGCCAGUUUUAGCGGUAGGCUGGGAUAAUGGAGAAGUAGUGCUGCUGACACACCCCUCUGGAGAUCAAACAGUCUUGCCCGGUGUACAUACAACCACCAUCAAACUGCUGGAGUGGAGCAGCUUUGGCAGCCGGUUGGUAACAGGUGAUGAGUCUGGAGCUUUGGCAGUAUGGAAGGUGGAUGCGAGAGGGAGACUUCACGGAAACCACCUUGUAAAACAUGAAUACAAGAAACCUUUAACUUGCUGCAUCUUCAGACCGUCCACACCUGGAGAUGAUGUGGCAAUGCUAGCUCGAGCAUCUGUGAGAGGAGAUGAGCGUGCGCUGGACAAGUUUAGCUGGAAGGGGGCACCACUGAAGAUGGGGCCACAGGAGGGACUUGGAUUCUUUAUCUGCACUGCAGAUGGUAAAGUCCAUAGUGUGGAUGAGUAUUGUAAGACGAGUGUCCUUCUCAGUGUGGAGGGCUCCAUCAAGAAACUUCUCUACAUUGAGAAGACAGAGGCCCUCGCAGUGAUCACAGAGAACCUCAUGCUGUCACAGUAUGCUCUCGGACCUGAGGGUGGAGCACAGGAGAUUAUGAAGGGUAAGUUGAGCAGCAAAUCCGGGCAGAAUGUAGACGUUGUGUGGACAGAAGAUGGCCUCCUCAUCACUGCAUCCGGGGAGCAGGUCAUCAGGCUGUGGGAUCUGGAAAGAGAUGACAACUAUGUUUUGUCUCUUGAUGAGACUCUGGGAUAUGAGAGGGGAGAGAUGAUCAACUGUGUUUCAUACUGUGCAGGCAAAGAAAUCCUAGCAGCUGGCACCACCAAUGGACGCAUAGCAAUGUGGAGGAUGGUGGUGCAGUCGGGUAGCAGUAGAGGUGACACUAAGCCCCAGUGGAAACUGCAGACACCAACAGAAAUUGGAGGAAAUGUCACUCAGCUACAGUGGGGCUCCAACCUGAAUCUCCUGGCGGCAAACAAUUCAAACACAGUUCUGAUCCUCUGUGAGCAUGUGAUGUCAGCCCACUUCAGCCACCAGGUGGCAGCAGUGCAGCUUUCCCCAACACAGCUCAACAUCACUCAGUUCCACACAGGUCUGCACUUUUCUCUGCAGUCUGACAUACAUGUCAGAGGGGUGUGUGUUACUAAGGACUCAGUGACGGUCUGGAAUGGCAAGCAGGUCACUGUGUAUGAGCUUUCAGGGACAAGUCUGCGCAAUACAGGAUCAUUUCCUUGUGAUUCGCACAUGGUGGCUGUACACGGCGAGAAUCUUUACACUGUAGAACCAAACCGGGUACAAAUCCGCACACCUCAGGGCACAGUGAAGCAGCUUUUAACCUUCUCCAAGGCAGAAGGUAACCCUGUACUACUCAAUGUGCGCCAGUCCUAUCUGGUGGUGGGCACAGACACGGCAAACAUCAGAGUGUUCGACCUCUCCAGAAGAGAUGCCAAAGCUCACUGCAGCACCAAGAACCUAGCUGACCAGAUUCCCAAUCUGGGAGCACUAAGGUCAGUUAAAUGUAAUGCUAAUGGGAGCCAAGUCAGCAUCCUAAUCUCUCAGGUGAAUGGGCGACCUGAUCACAAAGUGUACUUUUAUGAUGUUGAGAUGGACACUGUGACACACUUUGACUUCUUCACUGGCAGACCUACUAGUGGUAUCUCACAGCAAGAAGAAAGUGAAAAGCAGCAGUGGUCGCUCAGCGGUCGCUCUCCUGUGUCUCAUUUCUGGGAUGAGAGUGAACCUCGUCUUUUUGUCUGUGAGACUGUGCCAGUCAGCUCUGAAUCCAUAUUAAAUAGUUCCUUGGAUAUGGUGGAUGUGUUGGUGGUGACCCUCUUCUGCACACAGGAGCAUGGGCUCCUCCUGCAGGACUGCUCCCCUAGACCUCCAGGCAUGCAGGCGCUCCUCGCUCUGGAUGUGCCCUACUAUUAUUAUAGCUGCAAGCCAGGUGAGAAGGAUCAAGGGUUAAUAGAGGUUUCGGCAUCGUCAUACCAAACCCAGCCAACGACAGGGACGCCCUCCCAGGUCCCUCAUAUGGUGUCCCGGAAAGCUCUUAGAGACUUUGUAGGUCUGGAGAACUGUGAGAAGGCCACUCGCGACGCCAUGCUCAACUUCAGCUUCUACCUGACUAUCGGUGACAUGGAUGAAGCCUUUAAGUCUAUAAAGCUCAUCAAGAGUAAAGCGGUGUGGGAAAACAUGGCACGGAUGUGUGUGAAAACCCGCCGGCUGGAUGUGGCACGCGUGUGCCUUGGGAAUAUGGGAAAUGCCAGGGCAGCAAAAGCACUAAAGGAGGCGGAGGCUGAGCCUGAACCAGAAACCCAAGUUGCGAUGUUGGCCAUUCAGCUCGGCAUGCUGGAGGAUGCAGAAAAUUUGUACAAAAGCUGUCAGCGCUAUGACCUGCUGAACAAUUUCUAUCAGGCUUCUGGUAAUUGGCAGCAGGCUUUGGAGACAGCUGAAGUUCACGAUCGCAUCCACCUGCGCGCCACGUACUACAGUUAUGCCAAAUACCUGGAAUCCAUGGGCGACAAGACACUGGCCCUCACUUACUAUGAGAAAUCAGACACACACAGAGUUGAAGUGCCCAGAAUGCUCCAGGACGACACGUCAUCUCUAGAGAUUUAUGUUAACAAAAUGAAAGACAAGAGCAUCUAUAAGUGGUGGGCCCAGUACCUGGAGAGCCAGGCAGACCUGGAUUCUGCACUACAUUUCUACGAGUGUGCUCAGGAUUAUCUUUCCCUCGUUCGAAUCUUCUGCUACAGGGGGGACAUUCAGAAGGCGUCAGAGAUAGCCAACAAUACGGGGGACAGAGCAGCUUCUUACCACCUGGCCAGGCAUUAUGAGGGACAUGAUAUUAAACAAGCUGUUCACUUCUACACACGAGCCCAGGCCUACAAUAAUGCUAUACGACUUUGUAAAGAGAACGGCCUGGAUGACCAGCUGAUGAACCUGGCCCUGCUCAGUAACCCAGAGGACAUGAUGGAGGCUGCGUGUUACUACGAGGAGAAAGGCUCCCAUUUGGAUCGUGCUGUUGCGCUUUACCACAAGGCUGGCUAUGUGUCCAGAGCUCUAGAGCUGGCCUUUGCCACCCAGCAGUUUGGUGCUCUUGAGAUGAUCGCAGAGGAUCUCAAUGAGAGCUCAGACCCAGCCCUCCUGGCUCGCUGCUCUGACUUCUUCAGCACACAUUCCAAGUAUGAGAAGUCAGUGGAGUUACUGGUAGCAGCCAAGAAGUACCACGAAGCCCUGGAACUGUGCGUGACGCAGAACCUAACGAUCACAGAAGAUUUGGCCGAGAGAAUGACUGUACCUGAUUCGAAGGAUAUGUCCGAAGAGGCCCGCAAGGAGCUGCUGGAGAGGAUCGCUGACUGUUGCAUGCGGCAGGGCAAUUACCAUCUAGCCACUAAGAAAUACACACAGGCUGGCAACAAACUCAAGGCAAUGAGGGCGCUCCUGAAGUCAGGCGACACAGAGAAAAUUGUUUUCUUUGCCAAUGUUAGUCGUCAGAAAGAGCUUUUCAUCUUGGCCGCCAACUAUCUCCAAUCUCUAGACUGGCGUAAAGAUCCAGAUAUCUUAAAAACAAUUAUUGGUUUCUACACUAAAGGCAGGGCACCGGACCUGCUUGCUGGCUUCUAUGAAGCUUGUGCUCAGGUGGAGAUUGAUGAUUACCAGAACUAUGAAAAGGCUCUGGAUGCUCUGACUGAGGCAUCAAAGUGUCUCUCAAAAGCAAAGGACGCUUCAAGCGGACAACAGGAAGUGCGACUGGCUGAUCUGCAGCACAAGAUUGCCUUAAUCAGGAAGUUUGUCCACAUACGCAGUUUGUACAGCGAGGACGCCAGCGAGGCGGUGCAGCUGUGUGAAGCCCUGCUGGAGGAGCCAGAGCUGGACCCUGCUGUGAGGAUUGGAGAUGUGUUUGGUUUCCUUAUCGAGCACCACUGUCAGCAAGGCAACUUCCAAUUGGCCAAUCGUAAACUGGAGCAGCUCCAAAAGCUGUUGCCAUCCCAGAAUGUUAGCUACUACAUCAGCCAGGCCAGCCUAGUGGCCCUGCAGAAAGAGCUUGGUAUACCUAUGGAUCGCAGUGACAACAUACACAUCUCAAAGGAGGAAGACGAAGUGGAGGAGGAUUUAAACAUGUUUUAACCCAGUGAAACUAUAUCAAAUAUAUCUGCACUUUUUCAGACCAGAAAUAACUGUGGAGUUAGUUUUGUCCAAAACAACUUACAUGGGAGAUAUGAGGCUUGCCAAAGUCACAUUAUGUGGACUGAGCACAGCAUCUGUUUGCAUUCAAAGGCACUCGACUAUCAGAUAUUGAAUGAGUACUGUGGAAAACACGAAAACUAAAAUGUUCAAAACUCAUCAGGGCAGUUGGUCAGCGUGUGUGUGUGAGCUGCAAAACAUCAAAAACCUACACAAGAAACUGUAAUAUGGAGUUAAUGUAUAUGACAAACUUGGCUGAGGUUGCAACAUUUUCCAAAAUGCUGAAUAUCAUGAACAUUGAACCUCUAUCCUCUGCAAAGGGAAAUCAUGUAAUGCAGCUGUUUUAUUCUUAAAUUUAAAUCCUAUGUUUAACCUUUUUCCAGCAGCUUUUGUGAACGCAGAACGCCUUUGAGCUAAACUUGGCUCUGAAUGAUGUUAUAGAUUUAUCUCUGUGGCUUUAUGAACGACUGUUUUUACAGGGAUUGAUUUAUUCCUCAUGUCUGACUGUGGUUUACACACAUUUGGUACAAUUUAUUUUCAUAUUCAGCUGAUGUAUUAAAUGUAAAUAUCUUCUCAGUGUCUUGACUCAUCUCUGUAAAGCCUUUUGGAGCUAUUUUUGAUAACACAAGGCCACGUCUAGCAGUACCGUAGACUGUGAAUUAAUUGCAUUGUUCUUAUACAUUGUAAAGUUCCCAUUAAAACAUAAAAUAAAA
Molecule: messenger RNA, 5248 nt
Organism: Neolamprologus brichardi
Lineage: Eukaryota; Metazoa; Chordata; Actinopteri; Cichliformes; Cichlidae
Gene: ift140
Product: intraflagellar transport 140 homolog (Chlamydomonas)
Biological process (GO): intraciliary retrograde transport
Cellular component (GO): intraciliary transport particle A; axoneme; ciliary basal body
Molecular function (GO): protein binding
Source: RefSeq, a predicted model, not a curated record